Molecule: messenger RNA, 2030 nt
Organism: Aureobasidium subglaciale EXF-2481
Lineage: Eukaryota; Fungi; Ascomycota; Dothideomycetes; Dothideales; Saccotheciaceae
Exons: 2
Coding region: 430-1722 (430 amino acids)
Biological process (GO): dehydro-D-arabinono-1,4-lactone biosynthetic process
Cellular component (GO): cytosol
Molecular function (GO): D-arabinose 1-dehydrogenase [NAD(P)+] activity
Source: RefSeq, a predicted model, not a curated record
GGUCCCUGACUUGCCGAUCGCUUAGAAAGCACAACAUGGAGGAACGAAUCGAGCACAAACAUGGCCGAACGAUUGGACAAAGGCUAUCUCGCGGCGCGAUCGCGCUUUCGUGUCUUGUCCACUAGCUCUCGAAGAUCGUAAGUUCACCGUCCACCCAGUUCCUCCGGCUCCGAUGCCCAAAAAAUGUAGUGUCGAUAUCAUAGAUGGGAGCUAGGACUCUUUUCCCCUCGCUCAACUGUUUUCUUCCAAGUGCCCUUGCUAUCCGUUCUCUUCCUUGCACCGCAUCAUUCAAAUCUCUCUCUUUGUCACCAUACUCCUCUCAACUCCUCGUACUUUUUGAGAUACCAUUGUCCUACUCGCCGGACCGAGACUCCGCGGCCGUCGCAAACACUUAAUUCACAACCCACAGACGCUACCUAACUCCCAUCUAUGGCCUCAGAAGUGAUCAAGGGCAAGCCUGCCCAACAGCUCUCGUCAAUCCUACCACCUCUCGUCUUUGGAUGUGCUGUUUUCAACUCUCAAUACAACGAUGUGAACAAGCUGGACACAUUCGGCUUGGUUCAAGAGGCGCUCGAGUUCGGUAUCAGAGCAUUCGAUACCAGCCCAUACUAUGGCCCCAGUGAAGAACUCCUGGGCGCAGCUCUCGACACAGAAUUCGUACGCGCACACGUGCCUCGUUCCGACCUCUUCUACAUCACAAAGUGCGGCCGCAUCGCUGGCGACGAGUUUGAUUACUCACCCGAGUGGGUCCGCCAAAGCGUCGCUCGCAGUCUGCAAAGACUUCGCACCGACUAUCUCGAUAUUGUCUACUGCCACGAUGUCGAAUUUGUGAGCGAGGAUGAAGUCAUGGGAGCUAUUAAAGAGUUGCGUCGCAUCCGCGACGAGGAUGGUACACUGCGCUACAUUGGUAUCUCCGGAUACCCCGUUCCUCUGCUUUGCUCUCUUGCUGAGCGCGUUCUUCGCGAGACUGGCGAGCCUCUCGAUGCGGUCAUGUCCUACGCCAACUUCACAUUGCAAAACACCACACUUGCGACAACUGGUAUCGCACGCCUGCGCGCUGCUGGUGUCGAUGUCGUCCCCAACGCGUCUCCCCUCGGAAUGGGUCUUUUGCGCCGUGCAGGCCCUCCUGUAGCCGGCCAAGGCGAUUGGCAUCCUGCUGGACCUGGCGUCAGAGCAGCCGUCCGUCGUGCUAGCGAGUUCUGCGACCGCCACGGAGAACGCCUCGAAGUUAUUGCCAUUCGAUUCGCUUUGGAGUCUUGGUUGACACAGGGUGCUGAAGUUGGCUCAAGAGGCGACCCUGCAUCUGGUGUUCCAUGGACCCGCGAGUCGAACCAGCAAGUCGGAGGUCAAAAGCUCGGUGUCAGCGUCAUGGGUGUCAGUAAUGCUGGCGAGCUCGAAAAGACAAUGUCAGUCUGGCGCAGUAUCCUCGACGGUCUCGAGGGAGGAGAGGAGACUUGCAAGCUCGCUGGUCGCUGGAAGAGAGACCACGAGUGGAGUCUCAACCGCAAGCAUGGUGUUCAAAUUAUGGCCGAUGGUAUCCAAGAGCAUCUGGACGAAUACCUCGACUUCGCUUGGGACAGCCCUGGCCAGGAUUACAUCAACAAGAAGGCUGCUAAGAAUCUGACGCUACCUCAAACCGAGGAUGCUCCCUGGAUGACACCCGCUCAGAGCCCACGGGCAGAGCAAGAUAUCCCUGAUGAGAUCAACAUUGCCCUCAGAUAGGCUUGAGGGACAGCUGAGUCUUGCCUCUUUGCUAUGGCGUUUUUACAAAUGGUCUGGUUAUGAAUCUUCUUGAUAUCCCUCUGUCUCGUUACAGAAUUGAUUGCAUAUAACUUGGACACGUCCUUGAAAAUUCUACUAUUAUCCUCCUCUCACAUAAUCAGGAAUCACUCGGGUGCCAACAAAAAGUCCAAACAUAGUGUUGAUACUGCAGAUCAGGCAGUUGGAGGCGGGUGCGGAGAACGGUACCUUGAUGUCAUGACCUGCAUCACCAUCAUGCAGAACGGCAUCAUCAUCUCGUCGUCGUUCAA